AGGUCCUCGGCCACAAGGUCACGGGCAAAGGCAGGCACAGUUACCGGGACUGGCUUUAAAAAGCCAGGAGAGCUGUGGGAACAAUCCAGCGGAGACGGUACUGCCGAGUAAGCAUGACCCGCACAGCGAUCUCGCUGGUAGUAGCGAUAACCGUCCUGUUUUGCGAUGCCACGCCGGAGGACUACAAAACGUGCCCGUUGAUGGUGAAAGUGCUGGAUGCGGUGAGCGGGCUGCCGGCCUCCGCCGUCAAGCUGGAGGUGUACCGACAGACGGACAACAACUGGAGCCUCAUUCAGGAAGGGGCCACUGAUAGUACAGGAGAGGUCCAUGGUCUCAUUGAAGAGAAGGAUUUUGUGCCAGGACUUUACAAAGUCAUCUUCCAGACCAAAGCAUACUGGAAGUCAAAGGAUCAGGAAGCAUUUCACGAGACAGCAGAAGUGAUUUUCGCAGCCCACGGGCAAGGUCAUCGUCACUACACCUUGGCUCUACUACUAAGUCCUUACUCAUACUCGACCACUGCUGUGGUCACCAACCCGCAGGAGUAACAUGCCGAAUGACACGCAAAGCAUCCCAGCUCAACACGCCUGUAACAGGGACAGAGAACACAAACACAAUCAUCAUUUAAACAUGCAGGGAACUGACCUUAAGUAGCACAUCCAUUCCUUUGUGUAUUAAUUGGGGGGGGGGGGGGGGGGGUUAAAAUAUUGCAGGUGUAAACUAGGGCUAGUCUGAAUGCAAGUGUACUUUGCACUUUUUGAUGAUAUCAAGGUGAAUCGCAGUUAUGUCCCACAAAUGUGCUCAUGUUAAGACUGCAGAGGUAAUUUGCUUCGAUGAGGUUUAUAAACCAGUAAGGCUAGAGAAGAUACCUAAGGUCAUCCCUUCAAAGUUGGAUGUUUACUGACCUUCUCUGGAAGACAGAUCAUGUACUGGUGACGGAAGCGUCAGUAUCGACUGUGUACUGAAGUAAUUCCAUUAAAUACACUAGAUGACACUGAAA
This is a messenger RNA of Brienomyrus brachyistius, 997 nucleotides long. RefSeq names its product transthyretin (prealbumin, amyloidosis type I) (gene ttr). The transcript is spliced from 4 exons. Gene Ontology annotation, biological process: purine nucleobase metabolic process. Bases 114 to 545 code for a protein of 143 amino acids. Lineage: Eukaryota; Metazoa; Chordata; Actinopteri; Osteoglossiformes; Mormyridae. The record is from RefSeq and is a predicted model, not a curated record.